UGAAUCCCUGUAACUUCUUAUUGAUAUCUCUCGUUCUAUGUUCAUGUUGUAAUUUAUUCUUGGUAAUUUGUGUUACUUGCUAACAAAUUCGAGUUUAUUAAAUAUGUGCUCGUGUUUGAUUCAUUAUUUGCUAUAAAAAAUUAAAUCCUUAUCUCGAUGUAUAUGUUAUGCGGCAAGUUCCUUUCAAAACCAAUGACAUUAGAUGAACUCGAUGUGCGUUUUGGCCAUUUUACUUGGCUUGCGUUGGUGAUUCGUACAUAGUCACGUGACCUAAAGUGGUUUUUGGAUCAAUGGCGCCAAAUGUCUUUAACGAAAAAUGUAUGUAAAGAAUGAGGUAUUGGGUACGCAAAUUGAAGUGUCGUCAUGUAGUGAACGAUGUGACAUUCUACACAAUGUUACUGCCGCGCUCUAAGUGUAAAGCAAUAAGGGGAUCGUGAACAUGUAGGUUGUGAACAAAAGUGAGAGAGAUGUCGUUGAGAGGCACAAAGCGGGCGACUGGGGCGCGCGGCGAAGAGCCUAGCACCUCCAAGCGCCGCAGGAUGGAGCCAGAGGAUGCUCUCUGGCAACUCCGUCCUGUCAGUGACCUCAAAAUGUCAUCAAUAUAUAACAGAAGUGCCUCAGAGGCACCAGCUGAACUAUUCAGAAAGGACCUUAUCAGCGCGAUGAAACUACCAGACAACGAGCCGCUGACACCGAGCGAGUACUGGAUCAUCACUGACACUUGGAAGCAGGACUGGGAGAGAGGAGUGCAGGUGCCUGUCAACCCCGACUCUCUGCCGGCCCCAAAAGUCAAGAUCAUUGACAAUCCACCGCCGCCCAACUUUCAGGAAUUCAAGCUACCGAGAGACAAGUACAUACAUUUAAUUCGGGACGCACACUACCAGCCGGAUAAGCACAUAAUAAGUUCGACACCGGCGCGUGCCGAGGCCGCCUGUAGCUACGAUCUCGAUGCCACGGACACCGCAUGGCUGAAGCUGCUGAAUGCGGAGAGGGCGCGGGCGGGCGCCUCGCCUAUCACCGAGGACCAACUCGAAAAGGUCAUUGAAGAACUUGAGAUUCGGACUUGGGACAAGAUACAAGCUAUAAUGAAAUCCGAAGAGGGGUUGGGUAUAGAGUACGAUGAGAAUGUGAUAUGCGACGUGUGUCGCUCGCCCGACUCUGAGGAUGGAAAUGAGAUGGUCUUUUGUGACUCAUGUAAUAUCUGUGUGCACCAAGCCUGCUAUGGCAUUACCAUCAUCCCAGACGGUCAAUGGCUGUGUAAACCGUGCGAUGAUGGUGUCAGGCCGACGUGCGUCCUAUGCCCCAAUCUCGGCGGUGCCAUGAAAUGCACUCCGACUGGACAAAAGUGGGCGCAUGUAAGCUGCGUCCUAUGGAUUCCUGAAGUCUCUAUUGGUUGUGCAGAAAAAAUGGAGCCGAUUACAAAGAUAUCCUCCAUUCCAGCCUCGCGUUGGUCGCUUGUAUGUGUCCUAUGUCGCGAACGCAAAGGAGCCUGUAUACAGUGCUCAGUCAAAACUUGCAAGACUGCUUACCAUGUUACUUGUGCAUUUAAACAUGGACUAGAAAUGCGCGCUAUUAUUGAGGAUGAAAACGCUGACGACGGGGUCAAGCUGCGCUCAUAUUGUCAAAAACACAGUGUUAAUUCAAAGAAGGAAAAGUGUCCCGGAUCGGGCUCUGAGGAGGAAGAAGUCAAAAGAAAGAGACGUAAGGAUAUGACAUCUGAGGAAAAAACGCAAGCUCGUGCUGCUCGCUUGCAGGAGAUCGAGAGAGAAUUUGAUCGACACGUCGGCGUUAAGGACAUUAGCACACAUCUUUUAGACGUCGACCAAGACGCUAUACAAUAUAUCUAUAACUAUUGGAAACUAAAGAGGCGUGCUGGCCACAAUCGGCCGUUAUUGCCGCCUAAGUUCGAUGACAAUGAGCUUCUGACUCAUCGUCAAGAACAAGCUGAUCUUGACAAAAUGAAAAUGUUUGUACAGCUUAGGCAGGACCUGGAAAGGGUUAGGAAUUUGUGUUACAUGGUCAGUAGGAGGGAGAAACUUUCUCGUUCUUUCUUUCGUAUGCGAGAACAAACCUUUCAUAAACAAGUUGCGGUCUUGUCUGCGGGUGCCAGUAUUCCCGAAUUGGAACUUAAUGCUAUAAUUGAAGCCAAUCAUGGCCCCUCCAUUUAUGAUAGGUUGUAUUCCCAUCCUAAUGCUUUGGAUCAUAAGAAUGACUUCGAGGACUUGUUGGCGCGUAUUGCUCCUUUAGAGUCGGGUGAUGAAAAGAAAAAGGAUCGCAAUGGCUUAGUGCGACGUUCUAAGUCUUCAAAUCCGUAUAAGAAACAUUAUGUAAAUGGCUCACGACGUAGCGGUAGUAUGUAUAGCGGUUUAUCUAGCGAGGAGAGUGCUCCAGAAAUGAGUAGGACCAGUCGAUAUCGCGGAAGGGCCAUUGGAUCCAGUACGGAAGAGGAAGUUAAGAAGCCAACUCCGUCACCAAAGAAGAAGGUGUCACCUAAAGCAAAGUGUAAAAGAUCUCCCAAAAAGACUGAACGAAAGAAGAAAAAAGUUCCGCAAUCUAAAGCGGUCGUGGAAAGUAGUAGCGACGAUGAAUUACUGAAUUCUAGAAUGAAAAAAGAUAGAUCUCGAAGUAAAACUCUGCAACAAAUGGAGAAGGAAAUGACAGCGGGAAAAUUAGGCCAGUCGGGCACAGACAGUGAUGAAUUGAUGCCAAUUAGAACAACCAGGAACAAUAAGUUCCCAGUCGAUAUUUACUCCGAUAGCAGCGAUGAGCCAGCCAACAUAAAACCUGAAGUUAAAACAGAAAAAGGCAAGGCAGAUAAAACGCGACCAGAUAAGAAUAAAACAGAUAAAUCGCCAACCAGUAAUGACUCUCAGCAGCCGCUACCGAGAACUAAAGCGGCUAUGAAAGAGUUUAUUUCUACUCAACCUGAGAAAAAAGUUACUACACCAGAAGAAGAGAAACCUGCUCCUAAAAAGAGAGGUAGGAAGCCUUCUAAUAAGGACAAGAAGUUACCCGUCAAAAACGAAUCAGAUGAUGAGGCUAAAAAUAAAGAAAAUAUUAAAUUUACAAAACAAAAAGAUAAUCCAACUGAUUUGAUAGUUCCUCAAAGACAGGCAGCUAAGAAAGCAUCGGAGAAUAUGCGUUCCACUGCUGUCGUGAAAAAAGAUGAAGCUGGGACAGAUAAGCCAGCUACUGCAGAAGAAUCUAAACCAAAACCUAAACUGAAAGGUAAAGAUAAAGAAAUAAAAGAAGUACCAACACGAUUAAAUAAAAGAAAGUCAAAGGAAUUGGAGAAAGAACCUAUUGCUUAUGUACCACAAAGACAAGCAGCAAAGAAAGCUGCUGCUCAUAUUAAGAGUGGUCUGGGUAGCAAAGCACCUGUCGUUGAAACCGAAAAUGAUAAGAAGAAAGAUUCUGAAAAGCCAGAAACUUCGAAAGUAUCUCCCAAAAAGGACGAUGUAAAGGGUGGCAAGGCUGCACAAAAAGAAAGCUCAAGUUCUUCUUCAAAUUCCAGUAGCAGCAGUUAUUCAUCAUCUUCAAGUUCGGAAGAGGAACAGGAAAAACCGGAGAUGAAACCAACCGCUAAAGCGAGAGAGAUAAAGCCAGCAAUAAGGCAGCCGUCUAUGUUCUCUCCGCCGGGCACUAGGCCAACAGUGGACUUGCCCUUUCUCGACAAGGUGUCAAGACCGCUCUCCUCGACCAGUGGCUCCAGCGAUUCUGACAGCUCUAAGGAAUCCGAAAGGUCGGGCUCGGAAAGUCCCACUCCGAAAAGGCCGCGGAGACGCAGGAAGGGCAAGAGCGUCUCGACCGAUGCAUCCCCGCGCAAGGCCCCGGACAAGAAGCUUAAAACUUCCGAACGGAGGUCCGAGUGUAGGGUACCAUCACCGGCUUCUGAAGGAGAGGAACCGACCCGACCCAACGACACGCGUGCUGCCACACGUGCUCGGACCAGAAGCACUACUGCAAGCGGAAAUUUGUCUGAUAAGCCUGAUGCCAGACUUGGAAAAACAUCUAAAGACGACACCAGUGUCGCCUCUGGAGCCAAUAAAAGUUCCAAAGAGAACGUCCAGUCCUGUGAGCUUCCACCUUCGGAGCGGAAAACGGACGAGGCGAUAAGCAUGGAAGAUAUUAAAGAAGAGGCAAAGGUUGUUCCUACCAUUAAUAAUGAAAUAAAGCCGAAAGUUUCUGCCAUUACUAAAACUAGUGUGGACACUGAUGAUAAAGAUAUGGUUUUGGAGACCGCAAUUGCACCGAUCAAACCGAGUCCUAAGAAGACUUCAGAAACGAAACAAAAGACAUUAAUGAACCGGCGUAUGAGCGUGAAAGAACCACCAAAAGAACAAAAAUCUCCUUUACCAGAAAUACUUCCGAUCGUAAAGGAGGGUAGACAUAGCGAGGAAGAGAACUCUAAAGCUCCAAUUGUUGAAUGCAAAAGUUUAUCACCAAACAAAAAAUCGCUUUCUUUAGAAAAAUCUCAAGAUGUCAUAGAAAUAAAAAGUCCUAUUAGAAUCGCAGAUGAUUUCCACGACAAUGAUGAUAAACAUUGGUUGCCAAAAGCUCCCAGUCCUACAGCACAUCCAACGCCUGUGGAAAAACCGGGUGGAAAUGAAAAAUACAUGACUGAAGAUAAGUCAUUAGAUUCCGAUUCAACAGAUAAGAGCAGUGUAAAAAUGAUUGCAAAAAUACAAGCUAAUCUCAAUGAGAACACCAUGAUCAAAUCACCUAAAACUCCAAUGGACGCUCGGACAAAUUCAAUGGAACAUAUGGAUGUUGAAAAUCCUAUGAUACGGAACAUAAGAAAGCGUUCUAUACUAGACCCUGAAAAGAAAUUCAUAACACAAGAUGCCAGUCACGUCCAGGGAGUGGAAAUUUCUAAGAGUGCUAAGAUACCUUCCGCUGUUAAUCCGUAUCCUAAUCGGGCAAUGUUUUCACCUCAACCUAAAGAGAAUGAAUUAUUUGAAUACGAAAUGGUUGCGAUUGAUGAUGGAUUUAAUCAUGACGAUAUUAUGAAACCUUUCGCGUCAUAUCCAGAGUUUUUCUUUAAAGAGGACUCAAAAGAACAAGGCGUUCAAGAAACCCUUAAUUUGGUAGACAGAUUGAGGAUGCAGCUCAGUUCCAAAAAGGUGAACGCAGAAAAUUCAACUCAAGAAAAUCCCAUUCCUGUUACUGAAAAGGAAGAUAAAGAAAUGAUAGAAAUCGAAAUUGAUACUAAGCCAAUCAAGAGUGAUCACGAAUCUGAAACUGCUGCACCGGAAAAGGAUGUCGCACUUGAUUUACAAGAUAAAAGGAUAGCGUCUAAACCUUCGCCUGUUGUCGAUAAACAUUUGCCCGAACCCAUUAUGCCGCUAGAAUUGUCCACUAGGCGUAAUAGUGUAGAAAAUAAAGAAUUUCAACCUAUUGCUAUGACAAGUAGCGAGAAAUGGGCAACUGAAACUGUGACUUCUCACAUUGACCUGUCAAUGAGUCAAUCUAACGACAGGAAAUAUGAACAUACAAAUUCCUACAAUGAAGUUAUUAAAGAACCGGCCACGGUUCAGUCAGAUGUGCAAUCUAUUUCAGAAAAUGCAGAUACGAUAUCGCUCUCUAAACAAAGUGACGAUUCACAACCGCUGUCUGUCGUUGAUCAUUCCAUGCUAAGUAAUGACCACGACAUUACACAAGACAAUCAAAAUUACGACAAUAAUAACUCUUUGCUACAUUCUGAUUGCGCAACUAUUUCAUCACCAUACAUAAGUCAGGAAAAGUGGAGGGAGAGUAAGAUAACCACUAGGAGAUCUUCUGCAUCAAGCACAAAUUCUGAAGCUUCCAUAAUGUCUCAUAAAACGGAUUUGAAAUCUCGUUUAGGUGUAUGUACUGCUAGACAAAUCACUAUAAUGCCGGAAAUUGAUUCUUAUCCGCCAGUACCGGCUUACUCAUGCCCCGUGGAACCAUCAAUGCCUCUUAAUCAGUAUUCAACCUAUCCCCCCGACGCUUCGCCUUUCUUGACUACAAUGACAUUACCUUUAUUUACAACUGGCCCAUCUUCGCAACUGUCUUUGCCCUCACCUGGUGGAAUAUACGCCACUGGUCUAUCCUAUGCAAACACAUCACUAUUACCGAAAGCAUCAUUUCCAAUGUGUGCGGCCUUUACAUCUUCGUCGCAAAAUAUUGCGAUAACUACAGCAAUGAUAGCUUCACCAACACCUAAAGGGCUGGAAUCUCCUAGAGAUGAAAUUGAUGUAACAGGAAGUGACAAAUUUUCUAUUCAUGUUGUUUCAAGUCCCAGUGUUAGUGUAGAUUCUUAUGAGGCCACAAAUAGGACUAAAAUGUCCAAUGAUAGUAAUGAAGCAAUGAUGAAUUUACAGAUUCUUGAACCUAAGUCCCCGUCGAAAUCCAAUAAACCUAUGACUAGAUUUCCGACUAAAUCCCCUGGUAAAAGUCCAGGUAUAUCACCAAAGCAGAGUGAUCCAUCGAAAGGUACCAAACGUUCUAGCACUAGGAGCAACAGAAGUCAACGUGGUCGAGGUCGUUCUAAGAGUCGUGGGCACGUCUCGCAUAGUUUCCAGUCGCUUGAUUACACCAGUAAUUCAAUUCAAAGUAAGCUAGUUGGUACAGUUUACGAUUUUGACGAGGAAAUUGCAAAUGAUGGUGUAGAUCUUAAAGCUCUUAGGGAGAGAUGUAAAUCUAUAGAUGUGUGCAAGUCCGAGGACCGAAAAUCUGAUCAUUCAUAUAAAGACCGAUCUCGAUCUCCUGAUGUAAUAAGCCCGCAGCACAGCCUUAAGAAACCUCCCACGGAGGACAUAAAAGAUGUCAAAACAUUCUCCCCAGAAAACGAACGGGUAGCUUCUCCCGAUAAUAGUUCGCCAGAACGCGGAUCAGGAUUUUCUCAAGUCCAUCCAGUGCUGCCUGGCCCCGUUGAUAUGCGUACAUAUCAACCCUUUGAAAAUCCCGUGCCAGUUGUAGGAGACGGUUACCACAGCCAUUUACUAGCCUUUGCUAGCGGAACAGCUGACCAACAUUUACCUGAUAUAGAUGAAGAAGUCGAGAACCAACUACAUAGUGCACUAAUGUCGAGCAACCCGAAGGAGGGGUCACCCUCGGCGGUGGCGGUGCCCGAGCCCGUCACUCAGCCCCUGGAAGUGAUUCCGCAACCCAAGGUAUCCUUAUCGGAUUCAAGAAAUCAACUGAAAGUGAAAAUUAAAGGUCCAUUUUUGGAUGCUAAUUAUGCUACGAGCUCAUCGCAGCCAGUGGCGCCACCGCCCCCGGCUCCAGUUCUAGAGACGAAUCCGAGCGUAUUUAAUACGGCGGGCGCAUCUGGAUCCAGCAUGAUGAGUGGGUCUACUAAUUUACGGCGUAUGAGAAAGAAGGAAUUGCUUCGUCAGUAUUGGACCCAGGACAUGAACAUGGAUGAUCCUGCGGCCUCGUCCGCUAUGGUAGCUCCACCGCCGGCGGCUCCAUCUCCUCUUACGCGGGCGGUGAUAACGAUUCCAAAAGCGGUAGCCUCUAUGACCAGUAUCCCCACCAGGGAGGAUUAUAAAAUUACUGAGGCUCCAGUUGAAAAGAAAAAACGAAAGGUCACAAGUGGCCUAUCCAGAGAGCUGAGGCAUUUGGAAGUGAGCAUGAAUGAUGAUGUGGAUCCUUCAGAUGAUGUCAAAUUGUCUACCAUUGCCGGUACGUCGAAUCAGACUCAUAAAAGACGCGGCCGCGCUUCUACAAAACCAAAUAAAACUGCCACUUCGCCAGUGGCACCAAAAUUGAAAAUAAAGAUCGGCCCAACUAAUGCAGUGCAUCAAGUCAACGAAGAGCCUUCCAGUGCUCAGUUCCGCCCGCCAAAGAAACGAUUAAUUCAUAAGCCAAGUUUGGAGGACAUCCGUCGCGAAAGCAUGAAAUUUCGACGGAAGGUUAUGGCCGAUUUUGAGGAGAAUGAAAAGGAAAAGAAAUGUAAACUAAGCAAGACCGAGAAACGCAAAAAGAAAAAAGAUAAGAAGUUGGAAAAACUGGAGAUCAUUAAGAAAAUGGAAGCUAACAAAUUGAUUAUAAAAAUAAAACUGCCAAAAGAUGAUGAAACAGAGAAGAGUCCCGAGAAUCAGUCUUCAGGUCCGGGACCGAGCGGCGCAGCUAUGGCGGCCGCCGCUGUUCCAGAGCCUCCCGUGGACCCGUUCGAGUACGACCCAACGGCGCCAGACCCGCUCGCCAUAGACACACCGUCCUACGCCGAGGCGAGCUCUGCAAUACGCAAGAUCCGUACAGCGAAGGUGACGCCGAUCCGGUUAAAACUAGCGCGCACUGCCCAGGGCUCCGGCUACGUGAUGAAGGACAGUGGCGACAACAGCGCGGUCGAGGAGGCGAGCGCGAGCACCUCCGCCGCCACAACCGCUGCGACUGCGCCCCCCGCGUCCCCCGCGUCCCCUCUGCCCAUGGCCCUGAAUAAACACUGUGAAGUGAGGUGAUACAGACCGCGCAACAAAAAAUAGGUGGACAAUGUCGCAGGACCCAGCCGCCUGCGUAAACUUAUUAUUGUUGUACAGUUGCCGUAACUUAGUGUCUGUAUAUUUUAAAAUAAUUAUGUCUUUAGUGUAGUUUAUUAUAAUAUUAUUUAUUUGUAUAAAUGGAAAGCUCAAUGAUUAACUUAAAGUUACUGUAAGAAUAUAGAGCAUUGUGCAUCGCGUGAUACACAGUAAAUAUUUGAUAUGAAGAACAAUGCACACAUGUUCAGGGAAAAUUUUGGAGUUGAAGUGAAUGCUUAAAUCUAUAAGUAUGAGAAAGAGUGAAAAUGUUUAAAGGAGUUUAGAAUAUAAUGGAAUCGAAAUCUUCAUACAUAAUAUUAUAGAUUUAAUAAUUUAGAAAUUACCAAAACAAGACCUUUAUAGCGUAUCAUAAUAUAAGACUGCUUCAUUAUUUUGAAUGGCAACGAUUUCGUUUUACAGCCAAGAAAGCUAUUUUUUCAACAAGCGUAAUCAAGCAGUCUUGGUAUGAUGUACACCAAUCUAAUUCGAUACUUCUUUAUCCAUUUUUCACAAUUUCAUAGUUAUGGAUUUCGAUGUUUACAGAGUGAGAAAUUUACCCUUUUAUUUACAUAUAAAUAUUAUGUUAAUGUUGUUCUUUUGUGGCUCGUAAAGAAUCUCAUUCGAUAAACGGUUAAAGUAACCGUUAACUAUUAAGUAUUUAUACUGAGAGCUUCGCCUUCACAACACGUUUUGACAUCCUGCUUAGACAUGUGAUUAGGAUUAUUUUGUUCACGAUUUCCCCGUUAAAUAUUCACAUUGCGUAUGGCUCAGUGUAAUUGACUCUCCUCUUUGUUAAUUGAAAUGUGAGAGAACCAUCGUGUAGAUAAAGAUACAACUGCAGAUAUAAAUUAAAUAUUGCGCACGUGACAUAUAAUAUUCUCUCUUUAGCGCACGUGACACUAAUUUCUAAAAGGAGAAUAGCACAUUACCACGCUUGCGUUUCAAGACUUUGCGUUGUAAACUUUUCUGGUCUCUGCGUACUGCCGGCAGUAACGUCAAUAUGAUUUAUAAAUAUAAUUAUAUUAUAAGUCGUCACCAUUUCGAAAGACAUUCUCACAAAAUAAGUUAUUAGCUAACUGAUUAUAAUUAUUGAUAAAAAUUCUUCAGAUAAAAUAACUUGUUUUUUACGGAAACCGUACCCUCUGUAUGGUAUAUGAUUCAUUAUUUACGAAUCUAAAAUGUCAGUUUUUAUCAGUUGUCAUUAUUAAACCUACCACAUUUCCGAAAAAUAAUGAUCGUUAUUACUACCAGUUAUUGUAUUUAGUCGUAUUAUUUACUUUGACAUAAAAAUACUAAUAUCUAUGUAUAUUUUUUAUAUGAACAAUAUUUAUCGCGUCUCCAUUGUUACCGAAAUUUUAUUUUUAUAGACUUAUUAUAAUUUUGCAUCGAGUCAUUUUAGUGAUAGAGCGAUUAGCAAAUUAUAGAAUUUAUUAUUGUUUUUUUUUUUGUUAUAUAAUAUGUGAUUUAUUAAAUACUCUUGACAUCAAUUUAAAAGCAGCACUAUUAUAUAUUAUUAUGUCUCGUUUUGUUUUUUUCUUUUUUUUUAUAAAACUUUUCUCCUAAUAAAAUCAUUAAAAAUAUGUAUGCAGUGUUUUUUUAAAGAAUAAGAAUAAUCAUAGCGUAAUAUUUAUUUAAAUAAAACAUUCUCGAAAAUAAAUUAAAAAAGUAAUCAUCUUAAAUGUAAAAAUGUUAAUACAAUUUUUAGGUGGAAUUAUGAAAUAUUUGAAUACGAAUGUAACAAAACUCAAAGUGGUCAGCCAAUUCCACUGGGAGCCAAAUAUUCAUUCCAAUUUUUUAUCCUCAUCGUUGGGUAAUAACCAAAGAAUGAAAAAAAAUAUGUUACUCGAUCAAAAUGGGCAUUAAUUGUUUUCGUUUUUGAGACACAAAUUGUAAAUUAUACAAAUAAAACGAAUGUAUGUUAGAGUUCGCAUAAAAGUAUCUGUUGUAAAAUAAUUUCUUACACGUGAUUGAUGUUUAAUGUUAUUGGAGAAAAUAAAAAUAAACAGUUCACACUGGGCCGGAGUGCCAUCGGCAGAUAAAUAUGAAAAAUUGCAAUUUUCCAAACGCUGGCCGUUUGUACAUGAAGCACGGGUCCGAUCAACACUUCAGCCUAGUGUCCUGUAAAAAAAAAUAACGCAAGCUUCAUGAGGCCAAUGUGUACCUAUAGAGGGCAUUUUUCUUAGCGUCAAUAAUCAUUCAUAACGACUAUAUUGAUAAGUCUUCAUCGCGAAAACUUGAUGGCCGAAAUCAUGUAAUAUAUUAAAAAUAUAAUUUUAGUAUCGGGACUCUCACUGCGGUGAGUUUCCUCCGUAAGAAUAGGAUAUAAUUAGUUUGCAUGCAGAUUCCAUUUCCAAGUGUCGUAUUAUAAAUUGAUUAAAAGGCUCAUUGGCCACCGUAGUCGACUUUCCGCUAAUGAACUAAAUAAAGUCUUAUGGAUUUCAAGAUAAUAGAGCACUACUGAUAAAUUAAUGUUUCAAUGUAAAAAUAAAGUAACAAUGGCUAAGGCCUCAUAUGUAUAUAUUUUAUAAUAAAACCUUGUAUGCUGUGUGCUCUGUUAGCUUUAAUGUUGAUAUCUAUUUAUUUUUGUAUCUCCUCAUUAUUAUUACCAUAUCAUUGUGACAUGUAUAUUGAUUAUUGUUAAGGAUAUAAUUUAAAAUUUUGCGUUUGCCUAAACGAUCAUUCGAAUGUUUAUUUGGUUUUUAAAAAAUGAAAUUGUUUUCACAAUAUGUUUGUGCAAUAUUUGGCAAUACUCAUGGCGUAGUCAAUAUUUCGUGGCAGUCGAUAACGUACGAUAGCAUUAAGUACAUGUUCGUUAAGGUUAAGAUACAUCUUUGAGAUAUUCUUGUUUUGUAAUGUAAAUAUUAGCAUUAUUCGUAGCAAAGCUUUGUUCAAAAAAUGCGCUGAGAUGAAUUUCCUUGUAUCGUUUUGCAUUAAUGUGGAAUGAGCUAAUUCAUUAUGUACAUAUAAAUACUUUCGUGUUGUUAGUAUAUGACGUCGGUCGACUACUGUGAAUAUAAUAUAUGUGUCGGUGUUAUAUCCGUAAUGCGUAAUUUGGACAUUGUCUUAAAAGUAGAUGAAAUAAUAAUAUCUUAUUGUAGUGUCGGUUAGGGUGUGACCACACUGAAACGCCAAAGCGAUGCAGCGCGACUCGAUGCUACUGACAUAAUGUGAGUAUUAAUAAUUAUUAAUACGUGGAUUGUACAAUGACGUGCCAUCGCUGUAGCCUUUCUGUCUGGUUGCUGUUUAAAUGAGCUUAGUAAUAAAAAUAGGUACACCACAAUUUAAUGUGAAAAUAUUAACUUAGAUUGUCUAGCUGUUUACUUCAAUGGAGUAGAAUUUGAAAAAAUAUUUUUAAUAAUAAAUGUAACAAUUUUGUAUUCAGUGGAGUAGUUUAAUGUGACAUAACAGUAGCACGGUUAAAUUAGCACAGUUACGAACAUUGAAAUGUGUUAAUUGAAAAUUACGUAAUUAGUCAGUUCAAUUGAUGAUUAUAAACUUCGCACUCAAACCGAACCAUAACUAAUAAAGUUCUUAAUAUAUUUCGAUCAAUAGAUUACAGAUCAAUAAAUUAUACUUAAUUGAAUGUGUUAAAUAUAAUAUUAAAUACAAUUACAAUAUUUGAUAGGAUAGUAUCGAUCUUCACCUGCCGUGUGCCCAAAAUCUAUUUGAGACUAAUCUCUGUUUCGCGUUCAAUUCGAUCAUUCAAAUCCCAAUAGGUAAAUCUUUGUUUCGAUAAAUGUUUUAAAAUUUACAUUACUCUACUUUUUAUACUUUUAUAUUUUUUUAAUCCCUGUGGGAAACUAUAGAUGUGUACUUUGUUUUAUUACUGACACAUAUUUAUUUUUGAAUGAUGUUACAUUAUUUGUGAGGAUACAUUUUUGUAUGCAUUUAUUUAAACAUCGUGAAUGGUGCCGUAGGGUAAUCUAUUUCUUUCUACUCGUUUCAAAUUUCCACAUAGAUCACACGUAAACCACCACAAAGUAAAUUAUAUAAACAAUAUAUUAAUAAUUGUACUUUGUGUGUAUUUUUUGGUAUAUUAAAUAAAUAUAAUCUUUUGUAAAAAGAACCUAUUCUAGUCGUAAGGGUCACCGGAACAUGAGAGAAUUACGACAUUCAUGUGUAUACAGAAAUAUUUUUAUUUGUUUAGUUGAUCCUUAUAGUAUUUUAGGAGUAACCACAUUACUGCUGAUAAUCUUCUGAUAUGAUAGCGUCGAUGUCUACGGGCCAGUCUCGGCCUACGAGCCAUUGUAUUCGACUCGGAGGUCCUCUCAUACUUUUUAAAUAUUAUAUCGACUGGUCUCUCUUACCGAUUAUAAUAAGAAUUUACAUACGUGUGAACAAUUUAUUACCUAAUAAGGACAUAAAGUAGAAUUGAAUUAUUAAUUUAUUCCUGUAAUCUAUACGUAGUGGAACGUAUUUGUGUAAUUAAAUGUGUAUAUUUUUGAUUGGUAGUUUAAAGACGUGUCUAUUCGUGUUAGUAUAUAGUCUGAGACCCCUCUGUUCAUAUAUAGUUUCAGUUAUAUUUGGCACCGUUUCUCGAUAUUUUCAUAUAUAUAAUAAGAUCUCAAAGAGAUUAAUUACUUUCAAAAGAAUAUUUUUUUUAAUGUGUAUAUAUUUAUAUAUUAUAGUUUCAAAGCACGCAUUAAGUUUACUAUGUGGACUGUUAGGGUCAAUAUGUGAUGUUUAAAUGAAGUCGGUUAGGGAUGACCAUAGUCUAUCGUGUUAUAACCAUAUUAGAGUAGGACGCACGUGUGUGCGGAUAAAACAAUGACAUCAGGCGACUAGCAAAUUUUAAAACAAUUGAAUUAAUGUGUUAUAUAAAAAUAUUUUCUUUUACUUUAUAUUAAAUGGUUUACGAUCAAAACACUGCUUAAAACAAAGAUUGAAAUUGAAUGAAGCGAUACAAAGUAAAGAAACAUUUACCUACUCUAUAUAAUCAUUAUUAUAACUAUAAUUACAAUUAAAGAAUUUUCCAAUUUAAAUAAUAAUUGCUAACAGUGUCUUUCGGUUUUUGCAUGACAAUGUCAUACGCAUAAAUAACACUACCGUGGUUCAUAUUGUUUUAAUCAUAAAAUUCUUCACUUACUGUCGAACUUAUAGCUCUAUUUGCAUAUUAUUAAGAUUCAUGUAACAAUUCCUAAACAUUACUAUAUCUUAAUAAAGUGUCGCACAAUCCAGCCUCAUUAAAUACGACAGGUAUGUGAAAGAGCUGCUGUACAGAAAUCGCGAAUCUCGCGCGGUCAUCCCUAGUCGUAUAGCCUUAGGUGGAUAAUGGAAGAAUAUGAUAUAUGACACUACUGGCGCGCACAAACCACGUAACAGCUACUCAUAAGACAUCACAUUACAACAAUUUUAUUGUGUCGACCAUUACCUUGUUACUGUGAUUUGAUUUAAUUUUAUAUAUUGAUCGAUUAGAUAUUAGGAAUAACUUCGUAUUCGAGAUUCCGACUGAAUGGAAUAAAAAUAAUCACUUUUUGAACUUGUACAUAUUUCAUGAAUUUCAUUUUGUUGAUAAAUAUUUUUUAUAUGAUAUAAAAAUAUAAUGUAUGAAUGUACUUCUUAAUAUUUUGGAAAAUACAUAUGAGUGUAUUGAUUUUUUGGUACUCUAUAUUGUCGUGUUAUUUAGAUUUCGUGCUUUAAGCGCAUGAUUUUAUAUUGAGUAUUUUAAUUCAAUGAAUGUUUGUUAUUACGAAAACAUGUAUGGAUUUGUAAUUUACAUUUUAUCUUAAGUGGAGUUAAUAUGUGUGUGCGUUGUUGACACGUUAGGUGUUAGGCUCGUAAGUGUGCGGUAAGAGCGCGUGCGGGCGUAGUGUAUGUUUAGUGCGGGGACGCUGUACGCGACUCGUUGCCCUUUCGAAUUUGUUGGAGCUUACUCGACUUGUACUAAAGCCGACUUCAUUACCUAGCGUUAGGAUGUAGUUGAAAGCUUGCGUUGACCACUCCGGCGCGCGGCGAGUGUCGGUGCGAGUGCGUUCGCUAAGCCGGUGCGCGCGCGUGCGUACGUGCGUGCGUCCGGUAACACGCGACACACCAACACCGCGCUUGCAUCAUGUCACUGUUAGAUGUAAUGCCUUGGCUGACCGUCUCGUACCAGUCAUUAGGUUAUAAAAUUACACACAUAUUUAAAUUAUUAGCCGAUAUAAUCAGAUAAGUAUUAGAUUUAAGAGAUUAAUGUCUUUAUAUCCUUAUCCUUUGAGUAUUAAGAACAAUAUGUCUAUUCGUUUUGAAAGUAGAUGUUUAGAUUGUAUGUUAAGUGUGACUUGUACAAAUUAUUUAUGUACAGUUUGUAAAAUAAUUAAGUGAAUGAUGCUAAUGUGGCAUGUGGCCCUCACUGCCGUCAGAGGAUAAUUGUAACGCGGGUUUUGUAAAUAGUGUACAUGCGGUCGUGUAUGUAAUAUAACAAGUGUUUUCAAUGUGCACAUAGUCUCUUCAUUCAUUAAUAAAUUUUUUAGAUCAAUUAAUCUUAA
Molecule: messenger RNA, 14953 nt
Organism: Manduca sexta (tobacco hornworm)
Lineage: Eukaryota; Metazoa; Arthropoda; Insecta; Lepidoptera; Sphingidae
Gene: rno
Product: PHD finger protein rhinoceros
Exons: 6
Coding region: 468-8429 (2653 amino acids)
Biological process (GO): regulation of transcription by RNA polymerase II
Source: RefSeq, a predicted model, not a curated record